This is a messenger RNA of Brassica napus (rape), 1649 nucleotides long. Its product is annotated as mRNA-decapping enzyme subunit 2-like. The transcript has a single exon. NCBI's taxonomy places the organism in Eukaryota, Viridiplantae, Streptophyta, Magnoliopsida, Brassicales, Brassicaceae. The record is from RefSeq and is a predicted model, not a curated record. The coding region runs from base 7 to 876 and encodes 289 amino acids. Gene Ontology annotation, biological process: deadenylation-dependent decapping of nuclear-transcribed mRNA; nuclear-transcribed mRNA catabolic process, nonsense-mediated decay. Gene Ontology annotation, molecular function: 5'-(N(7)-methylguanosine 5'-triphospho)-[mRNA] hydrolase activity; RNA binding; manganese ion binding. Gene Ontology annotation, cellular component: cytoplasm.
AAAAUAAUGUCGAGCCUCCCGUCGAAGAAAAUUCUUGACGAUCUCUACACUCGAUUUGUUGUUAACGGCCCCGAGGAAGAAAAACAGUCUAUUAAUCGGCUCAUGUUUCUUGUAGAGAGUGGUCACUGGUACUACGAAGAUAACGUUGUCGAAAACGACAAAACCCUAAAAUCGCUGUCCUUUAGAGAGUUUACUCGUCUCUUAUUCAACAACUCCGAUGUGUUGAGACCUCACGUUGCAAACAUGGAUAAGAUAUUCAGAGACUUUGGUUAUUACAAGUCUCGAAUCCCGGUCGCUGGUGCGAUUAUAUUGGACGAGACAUGCGAGCGUUGCUUGCUGGUCAAGGGAUGGAAAAAAUCAUCGAACUGGAGCUUUCCACGAGGGAAGAAGAAUACGAACGAAGAAGAUGAUGUUUGUGCUAUACGCGAGGUCCUUGAGGAGACAGGGUGUGAUGUCUCGAAGCUGCUUAAGAAAGAAGAAUACAUCGAGAUUACAUUCGGAGGAAAGAAGAGAGUGAGGCUUUACGUUGUGGUCGGUGUGAGAGAUGAUACAGCUUUUGCACCGCUAACGAAGAAGGAGAUUAGUCAAAUCUCAUGGUUUCGGCUUGAUGGGCUUGAAAGUGGAUUCGCUGGUCUCAAGUUGUUUGAGGUUGCACCUUUUCUAGCAUCCUUGAAGUCGUGGAUAUCAAAGCACAUGUCUCCUCUGAGCAUUGACAAGCACCUUAAACCACCACUCUGCGUGUGGACUACAACAAGGAAGACAAGGACAAAAAUAACAGUAACAUCAACGGAAAGAAGAUGCAAUGUAAAACCUUGGAAACAGUCUCUAAAGGUCAACAAGUCAGCAAUCUUGCAGGCCUUGGGAAUUUGUUCUUGAGUAGAGUCAGUCAAAGGGUGUGGUCGGAUUGUAGAGCAAAAUAGUACAUGAUAUCUACUUUUCCUAUUUGGUUUGUUGUACAUGAUUAUAUUGUAUAUCCAGUAGUAAAUGAAACCAAGCUUUAUUCUUUAUUUUUAAAGACGUUUUUCUUAUUAAUUUCAGAGCAAGUAACAGAAAUAUACAUACAAACUAUAAUAUAGAUGCUUCUAUGGAGAAUAAAACUUAGUUAUGUACAAUCAAAGACCUUUUAUCUUCAUUGCGUGGAGCAAAGCUAGCUUAAAAGAGAAACGAACUUACUGUGUCUAUACAAGUUUGUUGUUGCUACCUUUUAGUGUAUAACUUUUUCGCAGACAAUCUGAAUUACAAAGGCGAUCCGCAGAGGCAAAUAUGACGGGUUAAUGUACAUUGUACAUAUUUCAUGCUCAGAAUAGGAUAUGAUGCAAUGCUUGUUUUGGAGUUAAUUCUAAUGCGGUUUUGAAGUAUACUCUUGAUGCUAAGCCCAUGAUGCUAUAUACUAAAAACGGUGAAGGUGGGAUACGUUGGUGAAGGUACUAGAAUUUGUUUUAGAAAACUAAAAAUCUGGCAGAUUCAGGUUUCGAACCUAUGACCCUUGCGUUUAUUAGCACGACGCACUAACAAUCUGAGCUAAUAUUCAGGUUUCGAACCUAUGAACCUAUGAUUAAAAGAAACUCUCCAAGGGAAGGAACUACUCUAGUGAUAAGUCCCACAAAGGUAGUAUCAUCAAACUUAACUCAAACAGAACAUCUAAAACC